This is a messenger RNA of Tachyglossus aculeatus (Australian echidna), 1374 nucleotides long. RefSeq names its product transcription factor AP-2 epsilon (gene TFAP2E). Gene Ontology annotation, molecular function: RNA polymerase II transcription regulatory region sequence-specific DNA binding; DNA-binding transcription factor activity, RNA polymerase II-specific. The record is from RefSeq and is a predicted model, not a curated record. Gene Ontology annotation, cellular component: nucleus. NCBI's taxonomy places the organism in Eukaryota, Metazoa, Chordata, Mammalia, Monotremata, Tachyglossidae. Gene Ontology annotation, biological process: regulation of cell population proliferation; regulation of transcription by RNA polymerase II; anatomical structure development.
AUGUUGGUUCACACUUACUCGGCCAUGGACCGUCCGGACGGGCUGAACGGCGCCGCGGGGGGAGGCCGCCUGUCGCAGCUGUCCACCCUCAACCAGGCGGCGGCGGCGGCGGCGGCGGCGGCGGCGGCGGCGGCCUACUCGGCGGCUCCCCCGCUCUGCCACACCCCGGCCUCCGACUUCCAGCCGCCCUACUUCCCGCCGCCCUACCCGCAGCCGCCGCUGCCCUACGGCCAGGCCCAGGAGCCGGGCUUCCCGCACCUGGCCGACCCCUUCGGGGGGCUGGCGCCGCUGCCCCCGCCGCCCCCGCCGCCGCCGCCGCCGCCCCCCCCCGGCCCCGCAGCCCGGCUGGGCCUCGCACGCGGCCGGCCGGACGAGCCGGGGCUCCUGGCGCCGACGCACCGCGCCCUGGGGCUGGACCCCCGCAGGGAUUACCCCGGGGUCCCCCGCCUGCUGCACGGACUCGCCGACGGCCCGCACGGACUCCCCGACGGCGCGCUCGGCCUCCACGGGCUGGCCGCCCACCACGGCCUCGACGACCUCCAGGCGGUGGACGAGGCGGGCCUGAGCCUGCUGGAUCAGUCGGUCAUCAAGAAAGUGCCCCUCCCUUCCAAGGCCAAUGGUGGUGCCAUCUCGGCCCUGGCCAUGAACAAAGACAGCUUGAUCGGAGGUGUCACCAACCCCAACGAAGUCUUCUGCUCCGUGCCCGGCCGCCUCUCUUUACUGAGCUCCACCUCCAAGUACAAGGUCACGGUGGGCGAGGUCCAGCGGAGGCUCUCGCCGCCUGAAUGCCUCAACGCCUCGCUUCUGGGGGGUGUCCUCCGAAGGGCGAAGUCCAAGAACGGCGGGCGCUGCCUACGGGAGCGGCUGGAGAAGAUCGGGCUGAACCUGCCGGCGGGCCGCCGCAAGGCUGCCAACGUGACGCUGCUAACCUCGCUGGUGGAGGGGGAAGCCGUGCACCUGGCCCGGGAUUUCGGCUACGUCUGCGAGACGGAGUUUCCCGCCAAGGCCGCGGCCGAGUACCUGUGUCGCCAGCACUCGGAACCGGGGGAGCUGCACAGCCGCAAGAACAUGCUCCUGGCCACCAAGCAAAUCUGCAAGGAGUUUGCUGACCUGAUGGCCCAGGACCGCUCCCCACUGGGUAACAGCCGCCCAUCGCUCAUCCUGGAGCCCGGCGUCCAGAGCUGCCUGACUCACUUCAGCCUCAUCACCCACGGCUUCGGCGGCCCCGCCAUCUGUGCCGCCCUCACGGCCUUCCAGAACUACCUGGUUGAGUCGCUCAAGGGCCUCGACAAAAUGUUCCUCAACAGCACGGGCAAUGGCCACGUGGCUGGGGACUCCAAAGCCUCAGACAAGGACGUGAAGCACCGGAAAUAG